CAUGUCUAAUAUAAGACAAAAGCAAAUAGAUGCCCUUAAAACUAUGUUUAAUUUUAACGUUCCAUUCAUUAAUAACAAGAAUGAAACUAGCUGGAAAGUUUUAGUUUAUGACCAAAUUGGACAUGAUAUCAUAUCUCCACAUUUUACCAUUAAAGAGCUGAGAGAAUAUGGAAUAACUUUACAUUUACAUAUAAACUCACUUAGAGAAUCUGUACCAGAUGCCCCAGCAAUAUAUUUUGUAUAUCCAUCUUUAGAAAAUAUUGAAAGAAUUGGCAAAGAUUGUGCUGAGUAUUUAUAUGAAAAAUUUUAUCUGAAUUUUAUUUCACCUCUAACACGUCACAAUAUGGAUAUAUUAGCUGCUAUAUGUGUUAAAAAUAGCUGUACUGAUAUUAUUGUUAAAGUAUAUGAUCAAUAUCUAAAUUUUAUUGCAUUAGAAGAUAAUUUAGUUAUUCUAGAGAAUAAUAAAAAUCCUGAAUUAAGAAAAUCCAAUGCAAAGAAUACCUUGAUUACUCCUACAUCCUUUUAUAAUUUGAAUUAUCAGAUGGCCGAUGAUGCCGAGAUGGAGGGCAUCGUGAAUAAAUACGUCGACAAUCUAUUUUGCGUUUUUACAUCCUUAGUGCAAGUACCGGUCAUAUAUUACCCCAAGCUAAACAACGCGGCUCGAUUCGUGGGUGAAAGGCUGCACAAAAAGAUUCAGGACAACCUCAAGGACACGAAAAAUAAUCUGUUCACGGCCAGCGGGAACCUGGGUUCCCACAUGGGAGGCGACAUUAACUCAUUCGCUAUGGCCCAAAAUUUUUCCUCGAGGUGUUGCUUGUUAAUCGUGGAUAGAUGCAUGGACCUAGUUACCCCGUUCGCUCAUACCUGGACUUAUCAAGCCUUGAUUCAGGAUAUAUUCGAAUACGAUCUAAAUAAGAUUGUCAUCGAUGACGAAGCCGCUAACGUCGUGAAGGGUAAGCGAGAUAAUCCCACCGCCAAAGUCUACGAUUUGUAUUUUGGCAAAGAUAAAUUCUGGAGGGAACACAAAGGAAGUCCAUUUCCGGCGGUGGCCGAAGCGAUUCAGACGGAGCUAGAAAAUUACAAGAGCAAAGAAGGGGAGAUCAGGAGGUUAAAGCACAUGACGUCCGAUGGUCAAUCUAGCCCCGACCAAAAUGGGCAAGAUCCAAGUGAGCACCAAAAUGAGGAAGUGUUGAUGGACAUUCUAUCCGGGAACACGAGCGCUCUCUCUAACGUCGUGAAUUCUCUGCCGCAGUUACUCGAAACCAAGAAAUAUUUGGACAUGCACACGAAUAUCGCCACCGACAUACUCGCUAGGGUGAAGAGUCGCAAAUUAGACCAAUUUUUCGAGAUCGAGGAAAAGAUUCUGGCCAAGGCCUCUUAUUUGGAUCCAAGCUUGUUCGAAUUCCUGAGUGAUUCCGCCAACGGAAACGCGUGGGACAAAAUUAGGCUGUUCCUUAUAGCUUAUCUGUGCCAAUACAUUCCUCAGUCCGACAUGGAAAAGUAUUUGAACAUCUUCAACGAAUCUACAUUGGAAUUCUCUAGUGCCGGUAAUAAGCAGUGCUCAGCUCGGACAUACGCUCAAGCUUGCUUGGGUUAUCUCGACAAAUUAAAGAACCUAUCCAACAUAAAUCCAUCCAACCAAAUCUCGAAUUCUAGCGAUUACGGUAGGACUAAUUACGGAGGCAAGGAUACUUCGACCGAUUCUAAUCAGGGUUUUGCCAAAAAGAUCGGCAUGUUCUCCAAACUCAUGAGCCAGGGCUCACAGUUUGUCAUGGAGGGUGUACAGAAUUUCGUGGUUAAACAGCAUAAAUUACCGCUAACCAGGUUAGUCGAUAAAUUAACCGAAAAAAACGCUUCCUCCAACGCUCUACCAUUGAACCUUUCCAAUUUCAGCGCCUCCUGCAAUAUCCAAUCAAAUGCGAACGACAGUGCCGCUUACGAUUCGUUCGUGUGCAAUGAUCCCAAGAUCCUAAAAGCCAAUCUAGGAUACUCUGGAUCAGACAAUUCCGGCAAUGCUGCUAGGAAUAACGCCUAUUCAAACGUCUACGUAUGCGUCAUAGGAGGAGGUAAUAUGAUGGAGUUUCAAAAUCUGAUGGAUUACGCCAAAUCCAAGCCGAAUAAACGCGUAUGCUACAUAUCGACAGAUUUAUGCAGUCCAAAUCAAUUCGUUCAACAAAUUAUAUCGUUGGCCCAAGAACCCGGAAAUAUUGGUUAACAUUUUUGGUCGAAUUUAUUAAACCCGAAAAAUAUAUUUUAUUCGCGCCGCUAUUUUAAAUGAAUUGGCUUACGUCGUUUAUUAUGUUUGCAAUGAAAUAACCGUUAUUUAUAAUUAUUUUU
Gordionus sp. m RMFG-2023 is the source of this 2337-nucleotide messenger RNA. Its product is annotated as protein sly1 homolog. Gene Ontology annotation, cellular component: cytosol; Golgi membrane. Gene Ontology annotation, biological process: intracellular protein transport; endoplasmic reticulum to Golgi vesicle-mediated transport. Lineage: Eukaryota; Metazoa; Nematomorpha; Gordioida; Chordodea; Parachordodidae. The transcript has 19 exons. Gene Ontology annotation, molecular function: syntaxin binding. Bases 2 to 2215 code for a protein of 737 amino acids. The record is from RefSeq and is a predicted model, not a curated record.